AUGAUUCGUGCCCGCGCAGGAAUGAUGAUUUUUUCAGCAGAAUUUUUUAUUCUCGUUUUGUUGUUGAGUCCUACCACGUCUGAAGAAUACUGUAAGCCUGGUGACCGUCGUAAUUUGUCACAAUCAUUUCGUUUACUUAUUUCUGGUAAGUUUUUCUGUUUGAAUUUUUGAAAAUUAGUACAUUUAUUAGAAUCGGAGCGAUCCUAUAUAUCUCGUUGGUUUUAUGUUUCCCCUUAAGAUUCGGUAAUUGUUGUUUCUAUUCUUAUGCAUGAUUAUUAGCCUGCCAUGCUGUAGUGCUACUGUGAGGAAACAUUAGAAAAUCGGUAGCGAUGUCUCAAUAGACACUUUGCGUAAUAUUGAAAAUCAAUAAAAAAUUGUUUCCAACGAAUUUAAACCCAAGCCUAAGAUAUGUGGUAAACAAUGCUUUCUCAUUUUACUAUACUUACAGGUGUUCUGGCAUUGAAGUACAACGUCUUAGAACAGUUGAUAAUCGACAGUUCCAUGACCUGUGCUCUCCGUUGUUUGGCAAAGAAAUUCUGCGUCGGAUUCAAUUUCAAGAGAAGGGCAAAGAAGAAACAAAUCAACUGUCAGUUAACUAUUUCACUUGAUAACAAGUUUUCUAAGGAUGGCAGCGAAGGUGACAGUGACUGGAACUUCUAUAAAGUUGUGGGACCCAGAAAGGUAAGGACUUACUUGUACUAUAGUGACGCAGUCAAGCCCGUCCUUUUUUUUCAAUUCACAAGUCACAACUUGAAGUAAAUACGUAUACCUUGUUACUAUUUUUCGAGUUCACCGAAGGGUAUUAUUGAACAAUGUCAAAGCACACUUUUCACACUUUGCAUCAGAAUGAAAUCUAUACGCGAGUAUACAAUCAUUCCUCUAGCUUAUCAUUCCAUUGCUUAUUACUACUAGCUCCACAGAAUGCGAUGCCACGGUAAGAGCAUGCAGGCGAUCGAACUAUACUGAUUACGCAAAUGUUUACUUAUGGGUUUUAUGUCUAACAUUUCGAAAACAUUUCCGCUAACCUUCUCAUUUACUAAAUAGUUGUAUUUGCCGAUUCAAAAAUAAUUGCAUUUGCCGAUUCAAAAAUUCGAAAUUUAAAAUCUGCUUAGCUUUCUGGUUGAUGAGUCAAGGCGUUCUGAGCUAUUAUAAUUCAAUAUUAAGACAGCGACUGAAAAAAAUCUCGCCUGCAUGACUAAUAUAACGACUAACUUUCUGUUGCUGUCUUUUCCACUGUUCACCACAAUGAACGGUAUGGUAUAAUGAAGAACAAAAUUUUGCAUUGUCAAUGCGACAAAGGGGAAAAGCAAAUUUAAUUAAAGAAUAAAGGGCAUACAUAUACGCACAUAGCAAGAAAAAUAAUAGUGGCCAGAAAACCAUAAUAUUUACCGGCGAAUGUGAAAGCAGAAAAAAUUCCUUUUUAUUUCAUCUAAACUUAUAUGUAGGUUGCAUGCUUCAAUGCAUGCACUUCCUUGUUUUGCAUUUUCUUUUUCCCACACGCUAGCAAAACCCCACGGUUUGUAAUAUGAAUAACGUUUAAAAAAUAAUUAUUUCCAUUACAAUGAACGCCAAAGGCAUUACAGUCAUUUACCGCAUGGGGAGUGAAUUUAAAAAUCUUUAAGUGCUGCAUGAAGUAACAAAACAUCUGUUCUUGUAGCACUUGGUAACUGAUGCGUUAUUAAUUUAAAAAAACAAACGAUCUGAAGCUUUGUCAAACAAAAUGAAAAUUGUGCAACUUCUGCCUUCUAUACCAAAAAUCCUAUUGAGGGUUAAAGGCACUUUUACUAUACUGGAUAAGUUUCACUGAUAUUCUUAUAUUAUACAAUCAAGUUUCUUUCAAAAGUAAAAGCAAUUAAGUUUUUGCUUGUUUAUAUAAAAGUUUAAAGUUUUUUUAGUUUUCCUCCCAAAUUUGCAUUCCAACAUAAGUAUACCGGCUCGGUGUUGUCUUGUGGGAAAGGGCGCGUUUAUUUUAUUUUGUGUCUUGUGAGUCUGAACAUAGGCGUACGAGACAAGGGGACUGGGGAGGGAUUGCAAUCCCCCAGGCCCCAGGCAGUGUUUAGUAUAAUGUUUACUCAAAUAUUCAUGUUAUAUGCCAAGGGCGGCAUAAAAUGCGUGUUCGUUUUUACAGAGCACCUGCAAGGAAGAAAAUCCGUGCAAAAAUGGCGGAGACAAAAUUCCUCAAGUUAGUCACCCAGGAUAUAAAUGUCGAUGUACUUUGCGAUUUGCUGGAGAUCACUGCGAAAUCGAGAAAGGUUAGUGACUGCAGGUUAAUUGAUAAACAAGCCUGCAAUGCCAAUGGGAUAGUUCUAAAUUGUAAUCAGAUUGUCGGAAAUAUUCUACCUGGGACAUAAUUGCGAAACGAGACCAUUUUGUGGAAAUGAGAUGUCUAAAUUAACCCCCAAAAAAAAGCACAGCUUUAGAAAACUAUGGAAAUUCGGGCAAAUGCUUGGAAAAUCAAGAAAAUUCGAUUCGGGCACAUUUAUCAGAAAAUAUGUUAAAUUCAGGUUAUUUCAUUACAAUCCUGCAUAAAAAUUCGGGCAAACUUUCAACUGUCCCCACUCCCCUGGAGAGCAUCAGCCCCGUACGCCGAUGGUAUUGGGGAAACUAAAACACUCUAGCAAAAGCUCCUGUAAUUUACCCGACCGCCGCUGCUAACUUCUCGACGACGGCCUUCAUGCACUCGAACUUUACUUUUUUAUUUAGAGGAUAAAGGAUAUUAUAUACAGGUUUGUGGAUAUCUACCCUGGUUCCAGAGAUUGCUCACCGAGAUCCCGCUUGUACAUGUAAUACAAAUUCUAAUGAGUGUUUAUAUGAUCCCGCCACUUGUCCUACCUAGACGGGAUCUCGGCAACAGAUGCCGGGAUCCCGCCUAAGCGAGAAGAAAAAUUACCAUAUAAACACUUCGUCCCGGCUAGGCGGGAUGAACUUUUCCUAUGAGCAUGCGUAAAUGCCUUUUCUGCAUGACGUGAACUAAAUGGCUUCAUCCUGGCAAUGUAUUUUGUCCAAAAAACACGCUAUCUCCACCCCCCACCCCCUAAAUGGGAAACUCGCCUAGGAGGGAUGAAAACGUUGCGUCUCGCCCAAACAGGCCCAAGAGUGUCUGGUCAGACUCAAAUCUAUUGCCCUUCUCAUUGCCCUUCUCGUGUCUGGUCAGACUCAAAUCUUUUGCCCUUUUCCUCACCGUUCUUUAUGAGCUUCUGGAACCACGGUAGUGGAUAAAGUAAACAGCAAGUAAACGAGAUGUAUUUUCUUCACCUGAAGCCAGUUGUUCGAAAGCUGGUUAGUUUAAACUUAGGUUAACGAAACAUGAAGAUAGUUUUCCACAAUCCGAUGUCUGGUUCAAUAUAAGUUUUAUUUUCCAAAGUUUUGAAAUAAACAAAAGUACAAAUGUACGUACCCAAACCAAAACAGCGGGUUAAAUUUUAACCCAGGGUUAGCGCUAGUCCGCAACAUUGAAAAAUCGGCCCCUGGUAAGCAAGUGCUAGUUUGUUAUUGUAUAUGUUUCUUUCAAGAUUCGACAAUACUAUGGGAUGAACCCGAGAGCUACAAAACCCAACUGAACACCUGGAUGCCCGCUAUUACCCCCGCAACUUGGAAUGCUUGCUGGCGUACAAGCCGAGAUGGAUGGAAAGCCACGACAUUUCAUACAAAUUGUGACAACAAAGGAUCCACUUUGACGAUUAUUAAGGUUAUUAAGGAUGGAAAGAGUUACAUAUUCGGUGGAUAUACCGGGUUAUCUUGGGCUAUUCAAGGUAUAAUAAUGGAAACGUGCAUGGUCAUGUUUUUUUUCCUGUGA
This is a messenger RNA of Paramuricea clavata, 3796 nucleotides long. Lineage: Eukaryota; Metazoa; Cnidaria; Anthozoa; Malacalcyonacea; Plexauridae. The record is from the annotation of a GenBank genome assembly.